AUGCAAUUCUUCAAGAUCUCCGCCCUUUCCGCACUUUUCGUGCUCGCUGCCGCGAACCCCAUUGCCAACCCCGUGGCAAUUGCUGAGCCAAACCCAGUUGCCGCCGCUCAGUCACCUGCACAAACCACCGUCGCGCCAUGCAGCUUUGGAGCCUGGAGAUGUAAUGGCAAGCGUAUCGAGCAAUGCAACAACGGAUGGAAGUUAUCCGCCAUUUGCGGAGGAAACUGCUACUUUACCAACGGAUCCCCUCACUGCUAA
Molecule: messenger RNA, 258 nt
Organism: Venustampulla echinocandica
Lineage: Eukaryota; Fungi; Ascomycota; Leotiomycetes; Helotiales; Pleuroascaceae
Exons: 2
Coding region: 1-258 (85 amino acids)
Source: RefSeq, a predicted model, not a curated record